AUGCGCGUGAUAAAUGCCCAGCUUUCUGGAAGCGACGAACAAACCCGCCAGUGGGUGCCUUUAGUACACAUCCGACACGCGCCUCCGAUUCUGCGUGCCCCCGAAUUGGCCAUACAAGAUCACGCACCGCCAGGAAACCUCGGGUCACCCGUACUAGUGUUCAUCCACAACUCAGGCUUGCACCCACGACCAACGAACGACACACCCACACCGUGUCACAGCUCAUCAACCCGCCAGCAUCGGCGAUGGCUCCCACAACGCUGCUUCCAACACCCCCCUGCAUCUCACAAGGACCAUCCACCACCGUCUCGCAAGCUCACCCAGCCCACCAACCCAAGUCAACGAAACCAUGUAGAACGACACCUCAGAACUCAAAUUAAAUGGUAG
Molecule: messenger RNA, 387 nt
Organism: Mesocestoides corti
Lineage: Eukaryota; Metazoa; Platyhelminthes; Cestoda; Cyclophyllidea; Mesocestoididae
Source: the annotation of a GenBank genome assembly